CACUGCAUUAGUAUCCAUAACCCAACAAUGAUGGCGACAACCCGAGCUUUCCAGUUCACAAAAACUAUUUGAAUAUCAAGGUAAAAAUUCAUCUCCAUACCUCUGUAUCUGCUUAUACAUCGAUAAAUAUUUGCCUUUUUCUUGAAGCUCGCAUUCAUCAAUAUCUUGUCAAAACUUGUAAAAUAAUUCAUGUAUCAUAUCCAGAAUCUUAAAAGAUCAUCUUUGCUCAGAUGGGUAUUUGUUGAUUUGAAUACAAAAGCAGUUUACUCAACUGGGUCAUACCAUGAUAUCCAAAACCCUAGGUUUUAUAGCACAAAAUCAGCUUGUAAGACGAAAAACACUCAAAAGUUGAAUGAGUUGCUUGCAGAUGAUGGGAAUGUAGGUUUAUGGUCUCGUGUAGCUUGUCGAGAAGCUCAGGAUGCUUUGUUAGAGUACUUGCAUUCUACUAGAAGUUUGCAGUUUAUGGAUGCAGAAAAUAUUAGUCGGAAUUCACCUAGGUUUCUUGGGAAGUUACUGAAAGGGGUUGAGAACAAAGAGAGUGUUGGGCAGUCAGUUGCCCGAUUCUUGCGGUACCAUCCCAUCAACGAAUUCGAGCCAUUUUUUGAGAGCAUGGGUUUGGAACCUCGUGAGUUUUCAAUGCUUUUGCCUCGUAACCUGAUGUUUUUAAGUGAUGACAAUGUUUUGCUAGAGAACUAUCAUGUAUUUUGUCAGUAUGGUUUUGCUCCUAAUAAGAUAGGAAAGAUUUAUAAGGAAGUUAAAGAAGUUUUUAGAUAUAAUGAUGGGGUUUUGUUGUCACGGCUUCAGGAUCUUCAGAAUGUGGUUCUUGAUCAAUCUACUGUUAUUAAACUUGUGGGUUCGUGUCCAUCUAUUUUGAUUGAGGAUGGAACACAUGAUGUUGUUCUUAAGGUUGUGACAGAAUUAAAGGUUGCUGGGAUUGUGAAUGGUUGGUUUAUUGAGCACUUAUCGGAGGAAGAUUAUUACGAUUGGAAACACAUGCUUGAACUUUUGUGUUUAUUUAAGAGAUUAGGCUUUGAUCAUGAGCAGUUAGGAAGAUUAUUUCAUAAACAUCCUACCAUUUUAUUGCAGAAUUCAGGAAGUACCGCCACUUCAAUUAUUGGCUUCUUACUUAAAUUUGGUGCCUCUAAGAACGAGAUACGUGCCUUGUUUCUGCAGUUUCCUGAACUAAAGAUCCAUGAGUUUGUUUCAAAUUUGAGGCGUUCAUAUUAUUUUCUCUCGAAGAUUGAAAUGGAUGUCCAUAGCAUUUCAAAGCUUCUAUGUGCACAACCCCUUUUACUUGGUUCAUGCCCAUUGAAGGGUGUGAAAACCGCUUUAAAUUGCUUGAAUUCUGGUAAAAAACGACUUUGUACAAUCAUCAAGAAGAACCCACAAGAGUUAAAGAAUUUGGCUCUUGGGUUGAAAGUUGAACCACUACCAUCCUUAAAAGAAGGUGCUUUAGAGAAGACAAAGUUCUUGUUGGACAUGGGAUUCACUGAAAACUCGAGUGAGAUGAAAAGAGCUCUUAGGAGAUUCCGUGGAAGAGCAGGGGAACUUCAAGAACGGUUUGAUUGUUUGGUGAAUGUUGGUUUUGACCAAAAAGAUGUGGCGGAGAUGCUGAAAACAUCACCUCAAGUUGUCAACCAAACAACGGAAGUUCUUGAAAUGAAGAUUGAUUUUCUUGUGAAUUAUUUAGGUUAUCCCUUGUCUUCUAUAGCUACCUACCCGUCUUCAUUAUCUUACGCUAUAGAGAAGGUUAAACUCAGGUGCACCAUGUAUAAAUGGCUACAUGAACAAGGAACAACUAAUAGCUUGGCUUUGAGCACCAUUCUUGCUUGCUCAGAAAAAAAAUUCAUCAAAGGCAUGGUAAAUCGUCACCCUAAAGGCAUCGAGAUUUAUGAGAAUUUGAAAAGGCAAGUUUAUUCGAUUGUAUAAUAUGAAAACGGCUUUGUCCAGAUUUUUGGGCAUGUAUUCUUUUCCGCUUUUCUUCUAUUUGGGAGAUGUUCAUGGCGUUAAAUCAUAUCAU
This is a messenger RNA of Cynara cardunculus var. scolymus (artichoke), 2020 nucleotides long. Its product is annotated as transcription termination factor MTEF18, mitochondrial-like. The transcript has a single exon. Gene Ontology annotation, cellular component: chloroplast. Bases 190 to 1929 code for a protein of 579 amino acids. Gene Ontology annotation, biological process: regulation of DNA-templated transcription; chloroplast organization. Gene Ontology annotation, molecular function: double-stranded DNA binding. The record is from RefSeq and is a predicted model, not a curated record. Lineage: Eukaryota; Viridiplantae; Streptophyta; Magnoliopsida; Asterales; Asteraceae.